Euleptes europaea (tarantolino) is the source of this 1632-nucleotide messenger RNA. Its product is annotated as E3 ubiquitin-protein ligase TRIM7-like. The record is from RefSeq and is a predicted model, not a curated record. NCBI's taxonomy places the organism in Eukaryota, Metazoa, Chordata, Lepidosauria, Squamata, Sphaerodactylidae. Gene Ontology annotation, molecular function: zinc ion binding; protein binding. The coding region runs from base 1 to 1632 and encodes 543 amino acids. The transcript has 9 exons.
AUGGCGGCCGGGGGUCCCGUCCAGGAGCUGUGCGAGGAAGCCUCUUGCUCCGUCUGCCUGGACUUCUUCAGGGACCCGGUGACCAUUGCGGAGUGUGGCCACAGUUUCUGCCGCGCCUGCCUGACCCGCAGCUGGGGGGAGUCGUGGGCAGAGGCUUCCUGCUGCCCCCAAUGCAGAGGGCGAGCGCAGGAGGGGACCCUCCGGCCCAACCAGCAGCUGGCCAACUUGGUGGGGAUAGCCAAAAAGUUCACUCUGCAGGAGGGAAAAGAGGUAGAAGCGACGGGGGGAGAAGGCGAGGGGGGCGUCUGCGAGCAGCACCAGGAGCCCCUGAGGUUUUUCUGCAAGGAGGACGAAGCCCCCCUCUGCGGGGUCUGCCGCAGAUCGGAGGAGCACAAACAGCACCAGGUGAUCCCUCUGGAGGAGCCUGCCCGAGAGAAGAAGGAGACAGUCGUAGCAGCCAGAAAGGAGAGAGUUUGCCAGAAGCACCAGGAGCCGCUGAAGUUCUUCUGCAAGGACGAUGAAGCCCCCAUCUGUGUGGUCUGUGACCAGUCCCAGGAGCACAACGAUCACGAAAUCAUUCCUGUGGAGGAGGCUUCCCAAAAGUACAAGGAUCAGUUCUGCAAUUGUAUGGAGGUUCUGCGGAAGGAGAAGGAAAAAAUUCUGGCGCAUAAAGCCAGUAUCGUGAAGGAAAGCCAAGACCUGCUCAAGCAAACCAAAGGAGAGCGGCAGAAGGCAGUGACCAAGUUCAGGCAAUUGCAUAAGUUUCUGGAUAAGCAAGAGAAGUUUUUGCUGACCCAGCUGGAAGAGGAGGAGAGGGAGGUGGAAAGGAAAAGGGACCAGCACCUGGCUGAACUGUAUGAGGAACUCUCCUCUCUUGAAAGCCUCAUCCGGGAGAUGGAGGAGAAGUGUCAGCAGCCGGCCAGUGAACUCCUGCAGGAUGCCAGAAGCACCUUGCAGAGGUAUGAAGAAAAGGAGGCGUUUGAAGAUCUAGUGGCUUUUCCUCUUGCAUUGAGGCGGUGCAUCUGUGACAUCUCAGAUUUAAGUCUCCUGUUGGAAGACAUCAAGAAGCAAUUCAAAGACGCUGUGGAUUCUGGACUUCACCUGCAGAAAGCAGCAAAUGUGACUUUGGAUCCAGACACGGCCCAUCCCCAACUCAUCCUGUCUGAGGAUUGGAAAAGCGUCAGACGGGGAGAAAAAGCUCAAGCUCUGUCCAGCAAUCCUGAGAGAUUUGACCAAUAUGGUGCUGUGCUGGGCCGUGAGGGAUUCACAGCAGGCCGCCAUUUCUGGGAAGUCCUUGUGGGAAGUGAGGAAAGAUGGGCUGUGGGGGUGGCCAGAAAGUCUGUGGGGAGGAAGGGAGAGUUAUUAUUUAGUCCUGAGGGAGGGAUCUGGGCUGUGGGGAAGUGGGGGGGACACUACAGGGCUUCCAUAAAAGACCGUGAGCCUCCCCUGUCCCUGACCGGGGAGCCCAAGAGGAUCCGAGUCCGCCUGAACUACGCUGGGGGCCGAGUGGCCUUUUUCGACGCUGACCGAGGAUCCCUGAUCCACGAGUUCUCCGGAGCCUCCUUCUCUGGAGAGACCCUCCUGCCCUUCUUUUGGGUGUCUGAAAAAGGCCACCUCAAACUCUCUUCUUAA